CAUGGGAAGUUUCAAACGGUUCCGAGGAUUUCACACAGAAGAUCAAGUUUAAUCAAGUAUUUAGAGAGACAGUUAACGGGAAAAACCCAUUGAUGCUUCUCCGAGCAGCUCUACCGCUUCCCGGACCACAACUCAUAUGCUCUGCUUUUCCACAGGAGGCUUACUUUGAAAUCACACUUCUGGAGAUCAUUGGCCGCCGCGGUGUUAUUAGUAACGUAUGCAGUGACCUUGCAUCAGUAGAAGGUGAAAAACUAUGUUGUUCAAGAGCCAAGGACCGAAACCCGUGACAAGAAAAAAAAGGGAUGGGGAAAAUGAAGAAGCCAUUUUGUCUCUAGGACUAGGGACUGGUGGUUCCGUUGAGCUCAGCGAGGCACAACUGCCCGGAAAAUUCCCCGCUUCUAUUGGAUUUCAAUCGGAUGGCGCUGUAUAUCUUGAUGGAAUGAAGUUGGUUUGUGAAUCAGAGAAACAUGCGUGGGCGAAGGAAAACAAGGUUGUUGGAUGUGGUUAUGACCCGAGGAAGAAGAAGGUUUACUUCACAAUCAACUCACACUUGGCUCACGUCAUUAACUGUAAAGCAAACGAAUUUGGGACACCUCUCUACCCCGUUCUUGCUUCCAAUACAGAGGCCACUGUUCUUAUUAACUUGGGGCAAUCUCCAUUUUAUUAUGGCCCGGCAAACGGGCAACGCACAACGAACCCGUGCCGUAGUGCUGUGGCCGGGCUUGAGGAUAGCAAAGAAUUGUUUUCCAUUGGGAGAUUAGAUUCCCAGUAUUUAAGAAACUUCUUCAUAAACAGAGGAAAUAGUGAGAUGAUUGCAAGCGGGAGGACCAUUGUGGGACAAAGCCAUAGACGUAAGUUGGACUAUGACGAAGAAUCCGACGCUGAUCUUUUUGAAAUUGCGCUAGAAUUUUCUGGUAAACCAAAUAUUGCCAAGUUGUAGCAUUUAUACGAAGAACAUUAUCUCAUCUUGAAGUGUAUCCUUAUUGUACAAAUAAUUUAUGACUCCAAGUUCAUCCUAUUAAUGAUCAAUUAUACACUCGUAUCAAUCAUUA
Molecule: messenger RNA, 1052 nt
Organism: Brassica napus (rape)
Lineage: Eukaryota; Viridiplantae; Streptophyta; Magnoliopsida; Brassicales; Brassicaceae
Exons: 2
Coding region: 254-940 (228 amino acids)
Molecular function (GO): protein binding
Source: RefSeq, a predicted model, not a curated record